Messenger RNA from Misgurnus anguillicaudatus (oriental weatherfish), 8079 nucleotides. The record is from RefSeq and is a predicted model, not a curated record. Lineage: Eukaryota; Metazoa; Chordata; Actinopteri; Cypriniformes; Cobitidae.
ACAGCUGAGGGUGGAUGUGUUCUUAGCAACAAGCCAGAGGAGUGUAGGAGGGAGAUAUAGGAGAGAUAGGAGUGGAGCAGUGACACAAACGCGUGUUAAGAGGAAGAAUUGCCUCUAGAUUUGAAUGAAUUGCAGUGUGUCUGUGUUCAUUUAACGGUGAAGAUGACGGCGAGGAGCUUGUCAAGACCACAAAGACUUAUUUAACUGUGAAUAAUAGAGAACGACAGCUACUGUUAUCAUUUUGAGUUAACUUGUUGGAUUAUCGUGAAAGCUGCACGGAGGUCUGGAGGAUGUGGGCUUUUGGCUUGAUGGAAGAUGCUGUCAUAAUCACUGUGACAUUUAUUUUAUCCUUGAACUUGAUCAGCCCGUGUCUUAUGGGCUUCGUACAUGGAAAUCGACAUAUGGAUUCUUGUGUUUAAUUACGCUGUUUUGGUAAAGUUACACUUUUUGCCUAUAUACACACCUGUGGUUUUACUGAUCUGUGUAUCUUCGAUGAUGCUUUCUUUCGACCCUGUGUAAUGUGAUUCAGCUCCACAGCUCAGGAGUUUUUGGAGGCUCUCUUCAGAGCAGAGAGAGCUAGCCUCUCCCUCCCCAGUCCCUUCAACCACAACAAUCAGAGAUGUUCUCACGGAAUCGCUGCAAUGGACAGGACAGCACAGGAGUCCCUCAAUAUCCCAGACCCAAAAAGAAAACUGGGGUGCCAAAAAGGAGGCAGCCUAAUCCCAGAGUUGCUGUGGUGUUACGUGGGAAAAUUCACCGUUUCCUCCAGGGUUCUGCAGAUCAUAGUGUCCAACAUUCUGAGCUUUACAAUGCUGGAAUUGAAGAAGAGGGUGAAAAUGGGGAAGAAGAUGUUGAGAAGUUGCAGAAUUGCUACAGGAGAGAAUUAGAUUCAGCAGAGGUUUGCUGUUCACCUCAGGUUCCAAAUGGGCAUGUUCGUGGAGCAGUUUCUGAAGCACCUUGCAUUGGGGAGGUGGAGCUAAAUCAAGAGGGAGGAAUUAAGAUUCCUUGUACUUUGCAGCACAACAGUAGUCAGAACCAAAUCUCACCAGGGGGGGGACUUGGUGGGGAGUCUAAGAGACAGACAGACUCUUUGCUAUACAGGUUUAAUAUGACAAUUCAGGAUAAAAUUUUGGAGGGGAAUAAUGAGGACUAUCAAGAGGAAGAAUCAAGUGCUAUCAUUGAACACAUCAUAAAGGAAUUGCGAGGGAUCAACAAAAUUCAAGAGGAGAUUUCAGACUUAAGAGAGUACUUGUCAUCUGUACGUGGUUCUGUUGAAGAGGUGUCCAGCUGUGUGGAUGCUGUCCUAAUGGAGAUUGAAGGCAUGAGAUCUGGAACAAAAUCUGGUGUGGAGACCUGGCCUGGGGCAACUGGUGGAACUGAUGGUACCUCCCAUCAUCACAAAUCAAACAAUACCUUUACCCAAAGCUGUUCUAAGCCUUACAUGGUUGAAUCCUCAAGUAGCUGUGCUAAUAUACUCUCUGAAUAUAAAGUUCUUGAUAGAAAAUGCAAGAAAUUGCCAAGCCAGGGGCUUGCAUUUGGGGGUGUAUGUCAGUCAGUAAGUUCCCAGUCCACAUUUGCUGAUGCUGAAACUGAAUGCAGUGAACAAAUUCUAUUUGCACAUGAAGCAUCUGAUCAGAGGUCAGAAGCACAUCAAGGUACAGGGAGAAGGAAACUAAGCUUUGGUUACCUUGAGCGCCAGGAUGGACAAGACUGUCCAAGCACUAGCUCACCCUCUUCAGGUCAAAGUUCCAAGUCCGAGUCUGAUCCAGAAAAGGUGACCCUUGGGCAGGGCAGCACUGGGAUUAAAAAUCAGAGCUGGAACCCAGUGGCUUUAAAACACUUUGGAAGUGGAGAGAUUGGAUGGAGUGAAGAAGAUACUUGCUCCAGACAAGGAAGUUUUGAAGAGGCGGAGUGCUGCACAGGUGAAGUGGGUAACUGGGACGAAUUGAGAGCUGCGAGUACCGUCAACAUCUCAGAUCAGCUAUCCGUCCUAUCUGGAAAGCACUGCAACUCCCCUUUUAGUACUUGCAGUAGAGAGAAUUGGAAGACAUUGAAGCACUACGAUGAUGAUAUGCUCCCAGGAGAGCCUGGAUUGGAUUACCAUAAUCGCACCAAGGUCUGUCCUCAGAGCUCUGUUUAUUAUACUGCUGCCAUGUAUGAAAACGAAAAGGUCAAUGCGCAAUCCUUGAGUCUAAAUAACAACUCAACUGGAUUUAAAGCAGAUGUCUGUGAAUCUUCCUUGUCUGAUAAAUGCCCAGUUAAUAUUGGUUUUAAAAGUGAGUCAAUAAAAUGUGGGGUUGUUGAGCAUUCCUGUAAAACAUCAAUAACUGACAGGAACCUUCUAUAUGAAGGCACUUUACUCUGUAAUGUCCCUGAUUGCGAGUCUGACUCUAUUCAUGCCAGUAAUGUAGCCUUUAACGUAAAAAAGUUUGGCAGAGCAGUUCUUGACUUUAAAAGUGCUAUGCGGGGAGCAAUAAAGAAGCUAGAUGGAACUAAUUGUGCUUUGCCUGGAGAGGUCAAUCCCCCCAUAUCCACAUGUGGGGAGCAAAAAGCAGUAAAUGUCCCUAAUAUCAGAAUGCCAAAUGGAGAGGCAUCUCAAAAACAGGCAUCCUGUGUGAAGACUUCACAAACUCUAUAUUCAGAGCAACAUCAAUCCACAAAUACAGACCAUGGCUUUGUAGAUAUACCUGAUUACAUAUCUACCCAAGAAAAGCCAGAAUCUGAGAAUGUAGGACAGAGCGAUAACUCUCCUCACCAGCGUAAUGUUGAGGAUUCAGAGCAUCCAAAAUCAUCAGAGAUGGACCGACCCACGAGUAAUACAUCUGAUACAUCUGAACAUCUCACAAGUGCUGACUGCACAGAUAUUGUCCCACAUUCUCUUUCACAUGAUGAACUAGGAGGUGAAGAGGAACAGAGAACCCUAGCAGAAGAAACAGAGACUCCUACUGAGUCGUCUUCUGAAGUUGGUAGUAGUGAAGCAGAGCUUAGUCAGAGAGAUGCACGUCGUCUGAAGUGCCUCAGGAGUUUCCAGCAGAUCCUGAGGGAGAAAAGAGAGUCCAGAAGACACCUCAGUAUGGUGACCAUGUCAACAUUUUCUGAGGAUGAUUUUAAUCCAGAUGGCAGCCAGGAUGAAGAUCAGAACCUUAAUGGAGACCACAACAAACAUCCAUGGGCCAAACCUGGUGGAGGAGGAUUAUUUGGCAUUGACAGCAUGCCUGAUCUUAGAAAGAAGAAACCUAUACCAUUAGUUAGCGAAGUGUCUCUGGUGCAGUCCAGGAAAGCAGGGAUCUCACAUGCAUUAGCUGUUCGCUCUUCACUGAAAGAUGAAGAACUGAAGAGUCAUGUGUACAAGAAGGCCCUGCAGGCUCUGAUUUACCCUAUUUCUUGCACAACACCCCAUAACUUUGAAGUGUGGACGGCCACCACGCCCACCUACUGCUACGAGUGUGAGGGCUUGUUGUGGGGUAUUGCACGGCAGGGCAUGCGCUGCUCAGAGUGUGGGGUCAAAUGCCACGAAAAAUGCCAGGAGCUCUUUAAUGCUGACUGUUUACAAAGAGCUGCAGAAAAAAGCUCCAAAACUGGAGCCGAGGACAGAACCCAGCAUAUAAUCUCUGCUAUGAAGGACCGCAUGAAAAUCCGUGAGAGAAACAAACCUGAGAUCUUCGAGUUCAUAAGGCUCGUGUUCAAUAUGACCAAACUGAGUCAUGCUCAACAGAUGAAGUGCAUUAAGCAGGCUGUACUCGAUGGAACGUCUAAAUGGUCUGCUAAGAUCUUCAUUACAGUGGUGAGCGCACAGGGCCUGCAGGCUAAAGACAGAACUGGUUCCAGUGAUCCAUAUGUGACGGUUCAGGUUGGAAAGACUAAAAAGAGAACCAAAACCAUCUACGGUAACCUUAACCCUGUGUGGGAGGAGACAUUCAACUUCGAGUGUCACAAUUCAUCUGAUCGUAUUAAACUGCGUGUAUGGGAUGAAGACGAUGAUAUAAAGUCAAGGGUGAAGCAACGUCUAAAAAGGGAAUCCGAUGACUUUUUGGGUCAGAGCAUCAUCGAGGUCCGAACUCUGAGCGGAGAAAUGGAUGUCUGGUACAAUCUCGAAAAGCGCACAGACAAGUCGGCAGUAUCAGGGGCUAUUAGACUGCAGAUUAGUGUGGAAAUUAAAGGAGAAGAGAAAGUGGUCCCGUAUCACGUUCAGUACACCUUUUUGCAUGAGAAUAUCUUCCACUAUGUGACUGACAUUGAAAGUCAGGGUGCAGUUAAGCUCCCUGUGGCACGUGGAGAUGAUGCCUGGAAGGUCUACUUUGAUGAGGUUGCUCAAGAUAUUGUAGAUGAGUUUGCCAUGCGCUAUGGAAUCGAAUCCAUUUAUCAGGCUAUGACGCAUUUUGCAUGUCUAUCCUCGAAAUACAUGAUGCCCGACGUCCCUGCGGUGAUGAGCACACUCCUGGCCAACAUUAAUGCUUUUUAUGCUCACCCCACUACAGCCACCAGCGUCUCUGCAUGUGACCGCUUCACUGCCUCCAACUUUGGGAAAGAUCGCUUUGUUAGACUGCUGGAUCAGAUCCACAACUCUCUCCGCAUUGACCUGUCAACAUACAGAAAUAAUUUCCCAGCUAGCAGUAAACCGCGUCUGGCAGAUCUCAAAUCCACGGUGGAUUUAUUGACUAGCAUUACAUUCUUCAGAUUGAAGGUGUUGGAACUGCAGUGUCCCCCGCGUGCGGCUCACGUGGUCAGGGAUUGCGUAAAAGCGUGCCUUAAUUCAACGUAUGAGUACAUCUUUAACAACUGCCAAGAACUGUACAACAGACAGUUUCAACCAGCCGUGGAACCUCAGAAACCUAAAGAAAAAAAGGAGGAAGAGGAUGAUGAAGAUGAUGAAGAUAAAGCAGAAGAAAAAGAGGAAGACAAUGCCACUGCAGAGGAACCAGGACCAAGCGUCCAGAACUUGGACUUCUGGCCCAAACUCAUCACCUUAAUAGUGUCCAUCAUCGAAGAGGAUAGGAACUCUUACAGUCCUAUAAUAAAUCAGUUUCCUCAGGAACUGAACGUGGGGAAGGUCAGUGCUGAGGUGAUGUGGACACUCUUUUCUCAGGAUAUGAAGUAUGCACUGGAAGAGCACGAGAAGCUCAGGCUGUGCAAAAGUGCCGACUACAUGAAUCUGCAUUUCAAAGUGAAAUGGCUCUAUAACGAAUACGUCCACGACCUGGCCGCCUUCUCCAACACCGUCCCAGAGUACCCAUCGUGGUUUGUGCCAUUUGUUCUGCAAUGGCUGGAUGAGAAUGAGGAAGUGUCAAUGGAGUUUAUGCAUGGAGCUCUUGAGAGGGAUAAAAGAGAGGGGUUCCAGCAGACAUCUGAGCACGCUCUGUUCUCCUGUUCGGUCGUGGACAUCUUCACUCAGCUUAACCAGAGCUUUGAGAUCAUAAAGAAACUAGACUGCCCUGAUCCUGCGGUCGUCGGCCAAUACAACCGACGCUUUGCCAAGACCAUCACCAAAGUGCUCCUGCAGUAUUGUGCUAUUCUCACCAAAAGCUUCCCAUCUUACUGUGAGAAAGAGAAGACUCCGUGUAUGUUGAUGAACAACGUUCAGCAGAUCCGUGUGAUGUUGGAGAAGAUGUUCGAGUCUAUGGGAGCCAAACAGUCUGGUUGCUCAGAUUCAGAAGGAUCAGAGAUUGACAACAAAGAGAAGGAGAAUAAGUCUGUGACCAAGAAGAAGCAGGAGGAAAAGAAAGACAAAGAGAAAGAGAAUGAGAACACAACUACAAAGGUGUCUGAUGGAGCCGAGAAUGAUGCAACAGUCAACACAAAAAAGCUUGACUCGGAGGCUGCAGAUAUCCUCAAUGACUUGCAAGGGAAGCUUAAUUCUGUUCUGGAUAACCUGAGCGCUGUGUUUGCCAAGAGUUUCCAUGGCCGUAUAAACGUGUGCAUGCGACAGAUGGCGGAGAUCCUGUAUCAGAAUAAAGGUCCUCUGAAUCAAAACAGUCGUAACACCGUAGAAGCUGAUGCAGACAACGCGCUGCGACCGCUUAUGGAGUUCCUUGAUGCAAACCUCAGCAUCUUUGCAGACAUAUGUGAGAAGACGGUGUUGAAGCGCGUGUUGAAAGACCUGUGGAGAAACGUUUUAAUCUGCAUGGAGAAAAUGAUUGUGUUGCCCCAGAGCAGCGACAGUAUUGGAGUUCAACUUCUAACUGCUGCUAAGGAGCUCUCUAAACUAAAGGGAGGGGCGGAGCCGAAAAGCUUGUCACCGAGGCAAUGUCUCAUCAUGGAGGCGACGCUGGAUGCAAUCAAGCUGUUCUUCCAUGCCGGUGGGAACGGUUUAAAGAAAGUCUAUCUGGAGAAGAGCCCUGAGCUGUCAUCCCUGCGAUACGCUCUGUCCCUCUACACGCAGACGACUGAUGCUCUUAUCAAGGCAUUUUUGACAACGCAACAUGCUCAGGUUCAAAAUGGCAUGGGCAUCAGGAUCACCCCCAAAGAGACCGUUCGACCUGACAGAGGUUCCGGGGUUGAGCGGCCAAUAGGAGAAGCAGUGAUUCAGUUGGAUUUGUCGCCCCCUGCUGGAAACACUGAGCAGAAGCUCGGCGUGAGAGUGGUUGCUGUGAAUGACAUGAAAUGGCAGACAUCAGGUAUGUUUCGACCGUUCGUUGAGGUGAACUUGAUUGGUCCACAACUAGCGGAGAAGAAACGGAAGUUCACAACCAAAUCGAAAAACAACAGCUGGACGGCAAAAUACAAUGAGGCCUUUCAAUUUGUGAUGGGUAAAGGUGUGAGUCUGGACUGCUAUGAGAUUCAGAUAACGGUGAAGGAUUACUGUUUCGGCCGGGCGGACCGGGUGGUCGGGGUUGCGGUACUGCAGCUGCGCGACGUCGCAGACCGGAAAAGCUGCGUGUGCUGGUGUCCUCUGGGUCCCUGUAUCAAUAUGGACGAAACCGGAACCACAGUGCUACGAAUCCUCUCUCAGCGCUCGAGCGAUGAGGUCGCCAAAGAGUUUGUUAGACUUAAAUCUGAGACCCGGCCUGUCGAGGAGGGGAGAUGAAGACACUUCGGUAAUAUGAGAAUUUCCAACUGGCAAAUUCAAACUGACUACAAGGACCCACACUGUUUCUAAAAUUGUGCAUAUUUAUUCAAAGCCUUAAGAGGUACGUAACUUUUUGACUGGCUGUGUGCAUCAAGAUGGUCAUCUGGGGUGGAGGAAGUGCUCUUAUAAAUCUGCAUUUGUGAGAAUUUAUUAAAGAUUGUUUAAAGCACUUUGCAUUGGUAACAUUACGAAAAAUGUGCAUGCAGAAGACGCAUUUCGGUUAUAUGAUACAAAAGUUUUUGCCAAAGCACAAAUCUUGUAGCUCAUUCCACACUGUUACUUGUGGCCUUUGAGUGGGAGGAGUCUUUACAAAGGGGGAGUGGUCUAACAAGAGCUAUUUAAAUUAUUACAGUUAUUGGCUGCCCAACUUUGAUUGAUUAAACUUACAUGCGCUUAACAAAAAAUGUCAUUUUUUAAGGUUUUCAUUCUUAGACGUACUGUUAACAUGGACACUUAAGUAUCCACGCUGUUCAAGGGACUAUGUUUAGAUAGUAAGAUAAGCUAAAAUAAGAUGCAUUAAGCACCAUUCUGGGUUUCAUGUAAACAUACUGAUAGAUACACAUGUUCUCAUUCCUAAAGUAAUUCCUGAAAUUCAUCUCUGUAAUACCUGUCGUUCAUCAUCUUUGUUUGACUUUAAAGGUAUCUGUGAUGUGCUCAGACUUUUCCAUUUAAUAUCAAGCAGCUUUAUUUGUUUACAAAUAGCCAAAAACAAAUAAGUACAUACUGUAUAGACCAACCAGUGCCAGCCAAUAAGAAGGGAGGUAUGAAACUUUGUUUACCUUGUGCCAAGUAGUUGUAUAUGCUAACAUUUUGAGCUGUAAUAGUUGUUGUUGUUGUUGUUUUAUAUAUGCACAAUCAAACAGAUGCACACUUUCUGUAAAGUAGAUUCCCACGUACGCCUAUUUAUUGUAAGCAACUUUAUGUAUGUAUUGUCAAAAAGUGAAAAGCUAUUUAUGUAUUUAAAACUUUAUUUAUAAAAUGUUUAUGAAAAAUAAUUAUGAAUUAUUUGUACG